UCCUACGGUGCUUAGCUUUGGUUUUUCAUGAUGGCAUAAACAUUAUCCGGAAACGUACAUGAAACCGCAACCGCCGUGCUGGUGCACCGCUGCAACCGACGAGGACGUCCGCCCGGGCCGCCCAAUCGAUAUUACCGCCCGGCGAGGGAAAGCGCAGCGUGAAGAAUCGGCAGCAACGCGGCGCCGCCAUUGAGAAAACGAAAAGAAAAGCGUGUACUGCUCCCCACAAACAACAAGAAAGCCCAUAAGAAAAAAGGGAGUGAGAAAAACCGUUUCGAGGUCGCCGGAUGUGAUAAUGUCACAAGCAGCGGAGGGAUCAGUCGACGGCAUGGAGGAUACAGCGACAUGUAACCAGGAAAUACCGCCGGAGGAUCUCCAGGACAUUGACACCAAUAGUCUGGAGCCGGGGGAGGUGGUGACACCGCCCCAUCACCAUCCCGGUAGCCCAGCUGUCAAGAAGAUUCUCUCCAAGGACCUUAUGAUCAGCAAAACCCUGCGAAAGAUACCUCCUAGUAUCCUUGAAAUGGCUCGCAAGGAAAACGGCACACUGGGUACUCCUAAAAAAUCAUCGGAGGAGGCAGACGACAGUGAGGGCCUCUAUUCAGAUUCUGAUUCUUCUGGAGAGGAUCUAAAGAACCUAGAGGAUGUGCAAAAGGCCAGGAAGGAAAAGCAAGAGGAGGCUGCAGCCGCCGCCCUUCCACAAGCUCCACCCACCCCCUUUUUAGGAAUAAAUCCUCUGAGAUUCCAUAUGAGAGCACCUUGUUUUGACUUUCCUCGAAUGGGUUUCAUGCCCCGAAUGGCCAGAGGUGGGCCUAGGGGCAUGCGACCGCCCUUUUUCGGUCGCCCGCCCGCUCCCAAUCGUAUGGGAGCACCGAUGAUGGGUGCCCCAGCCCAAGGACCUCCUCCAGGUGCCUUUGGACAACCGAAGCCGCCAGGACCGGGAAGUAACACCAAUUCAGCACACGGCAGGCGACCUCAAUCGGAUGUGGUAUGGACAGCCUUGCAGCCGCCUGUGUCCUUUGUCUUCAAUCUAGUUUCCGAGUGCGCUAAUUCAAAACAUGAGAAUUGCAGGACAACAAAACCGGAACAGGUGGCACCCAAAUCCAAGGAAGGUACAAGCGAAAAAGAGGAAAAGCCAAAAGAGCAAUCGAGCAAAAAUGAUCGAUCCAGGGACAAGGCCAGGGAAAACUCCCAGCAGAGAAAUAUCGAGAGAGGAAAAACAAGAGACACAUCACGUGGAAAAACCAGGGAGAGAUCCAAGAGUAAAAAUACAAGCAGAGGAAAAACAAGAGAAAAGUCCAAAGAUAGGGAUUUAGGGAGAGGGAGUGCUAGAAAGAAGUCCAGGGAGCGAGAUGUAAUUCGAGCAAAAAGUAGGGGGCGAUCUCAAGACCGAAAUCGAAGCAGAUCAAAGAAAAGGGACAGGUCCCUUGAGAAAUAUCACACUAGAGGUGAAUCAAGGACGAAACCAAGGGAAAGAUCGCAGCUACAAGAUCAAAUGAGGGGGAAAGCAGGUGACCGAUCUAGGGAUCCAGAUACUAUGAGGCAAAAAACACCAGAAAGAUUGCAUGUCAGAGAUUCAAACACAGAAAAACCUAAAGAGAAAGAUCACACCCGGGCGAAGUCAAAGAUAAGGUCCAAAUCCAGGGAAAAGACAACAGAAAAACCAAGGGAAAAGCACAGAGGUUUAUCCAGGGAAAAGCUGAAAAACAAAUCUAAAGAGCAUGCUGAAAAAUCAAAUGAUGAAUUCAAGGAGAAACCGAAAGAAAUCCUCGAGGAUAACCUGAAACGAAAGCAACGAGAAGGAUCCAACGAGAAGAGAAGAAAACGGUCUAGGGAAGGACAGCAUGUGAAAUCAUCUGAAAGAAUUCAAGACAAGCCACCAGAGGGAAAAUCUGAAGCGAACCGAACGAAAGAAACAGAAAACUCUAAAGAAGCUCGUUUGAAUGAUGAACUGCCGAAUCCGUUGGUUAAAACCCUGGGCGAACGGUUCGUAGACAAGCAAAGAAGGCGAUCCAGGGAAAAGUCACCCACGAAGUGCUCCAAAGAAAGCGCCAAAGACAAAACCCAGGAGCCUUCGAAGGAAAAGAAAGACGACCUAGCAAAUAAAAGGGAAUCGGAAACUCCCAGGGAAAAGCGUUCAGAAAGAUCUAUGCGAGCGGCAACGCCUCAUGACUCCAUCGACGAAAAUAUUAAGGAAAAUGACUGUAGUUCAAAGAGAAAAGGUCAGGCUUCUUCUCCCCGGGUAAGCAAAGAAGGAACUCCUCCAAUGACGCCUCCACAGAUUCAGACGCCUCUGACUCCAGCUAGUGAAACGCCGAAGCCCAAAGGUUACGAUAUAUUUGCCGACUCACCUCCAAGAUCAAUCACUGCCGAUAAAGCUCCAGCUGUAUUUAUCGAACGAAGCACUACGCCUCCACUGAAAGCGACUCCGGUUUCAAUUCCUAUUGCGCCCACUCCAAAACCUGACAAAUUGGCUCCACUUCUCAGGGCCAGCGAGAUUCACAGUAGGAUAGGUGCCCUGCUCGAGGAUAGCGACUUGCAUUUGGAAGCCCUGUUGGCUACCAAAGAGCAGCUGUUUCGCCGAACCAACGAAUACAAGGAGAGAAAAGGACCGCCCAAGGAGAUUAAAACAGAACCUCAUCCAAAUAGCUUUAGGAGUUCUGGUGUUAGUGGUAAGGAGUACGAUCACCAUAGCAGACAGCCAAGACAUGUAAAUCCGUUCAAGCGUGAAUCAGUAUUAAGCGGGAGGAAUACCUACUCGCGUCCUCCGAGCAAGGAGAAGCGUCCUCCAAGCAAGGAGAAGCGUCUUCAAAAAAAGGAAAGCGAAAGUGAAGAGGAUUGGGACAAAAAUAUAGAAAAGGACCAACAUCACCAACGAGUCAACGUAUAUAGAGAAAUAAGCGUUAAGAUUGAAAAGGAUCUUACGCCGCCGCAAAAGCCAGCCUACCACACUACCGUCAUCAAAAUCGAACGCAAUGCCACGCCCCCUAGGGAUGUGGAGCGUGAGGUACUGGUCAGAAAUGGGGCAGUGGCGGCCAAUGCACCUCCGCCAGCAAAAGAGCAAGAAAGUCCCGAUACAGAUGACUACAUUGACAACUGGGAAAACGACGAUUCAAUGGCCAGUAUACCGAAGAAUGCUCUUCCCGCAACGCCCACUCCUGCCCCCAAUUCCAAUGCAUCUAUAAAUGUCACACCAUUGCCUCCGCCAGCUGCUCCAUUCGAUGGCGACGAUGACGACUCUAAUGCCCUGUGGAAUGCCAAGAGCACGCCACCUCCUCGACCUAAGGAAGCGAACCUGCCCACGAGCAAUAUCCAUGAGUUAUAUGACAAAUUCAUGAAUAGUAUUAAAAUGUCCGAAGAGGACUUGGAGGCCGAAAUGCUGGAUGUCUCCAAGAACAGUUCCUUGAGCAAUUCCACUGCCGAUGAUAGUUCCUCGGCAACAGAGACAUCUUCAACAAGUAGCACUAGCAGCGGAUCGGAGGAGGAUUCUACGUCAGACAACGAAGACGAAAAUUCUUCGGAUGAGGAAUCCGUCUCAGAAGCAGAAAAUUCCAAAACAAAUCUCGAGGAGAUUCCUGGAAAAGAGCAGCAACAAAAGAAGAACAACGUCAGCAAGGAUCUGCGCAAACUAAAAAGCCUCGAAGACAAUCUGGCCAGGAUUCAAAUGAUGCGCGAGAACUACGAUGCCGGCGAUGAGAUCUCCGAGGAGCUGCUCAAAAUGGAGUCUCUGUUUCUCAUGCAACGCAACGCCAUAAUGGACAAGUAUCGCAAACAGGAACUGAAGAGCAAUGCAGCUGAGGACCAACAGCCACUAGAAGAACAAGAAGCACCUCCGCAACCAGUGGAGGUUGAAAAAGUCACCUUGCCUGUAAAUAACAUUUUUAAUGCGAAUCGUGAGGCCAUAAAGCUGACCAUCUCGCCCCUAAAACUCACAAGAAAAUCGGCUAUUUUCGACAGGGAUGAACCAGAGCAACCGGAACCAUCCAAACCUGCAGAAGAGCCGCCUAAGCCAGCGCUGCAAAAGCCACCUAAGGAGAUUGCCAUUGUGAAACCCACUAUUGUCGAAUCCCGAUCGAAGCCCAGGAUAUUGAGGAGUCCACCACCGCCUGCUCGUCGCAGGUCUCGAUCGCGUUCUAUCUCUAGAAAUAGAGCUCGUCGUCGUGGCUCCAGACCCAAGACUCGUUCCCCAAGUCCACGACGCUGGCGUCCUCCGUCGCCAAGAAGGGGAUCCAGAUACGCAAAACGAAUCGUUGGCAUAACAGCAGGAGGAAUGAAAGUGGGACGAAGUCACAGCAGGAGUUUAAGUAGGAGUCCAACGCGGAGCAGGAGUCCGACCAGGCGGAGACGUCUGCCACCGAUAGUUGGGAAGAGAAAACGUGGUUCGUUGUCUCCCAUUCCAUCCAAAAUGGGUGGACCACGUUCGCCACCUCCUCCCCGCCUGCGUCACUCCCUCAGUCGCGACAGAGAGCGGGAUCGCUUCUCCCGCUCGCGUUCGCCGCUGCCCUUUAAGCCACCAUCGCCGCCCAUGCGACGCAGUUGGUCCAAAUCCCGUUCACCAGCCAGAAGAAGAUCCUAUUCCAGAUCGAGAUCCCGCUCCAUAUCACCCAAAGGCGGCAGUUUUGCAAACUAUUUCGAGGAGAACCAGGGCAUGGAGGCGGCUGCCUACUACUACAACAUGUCACUGAUGCAGCAGGAAGAUCAGGAUACAAUGGGCGAGGGCUAUGAUGCGUAUGCCGCAUACAUGGACUCCGCCUACAACAUGGAACAGGCAUAUGCCCAGUACACCGAGGAUUACUCUAAUUCGUAUGCUGAUUACAUGGGAGAAAUGAGCACUGCGUCAUUAACUCAACCGGCGGGUUCAGUGCUAAGGGAACUGCCCAUGGCACCGAUGGCUUCCAUAACACCGAUACCUUCUGUGGCUCAGAUGCCUUCAAUGACACCGAUAAUUCCCACGGCAUCGGUGUUGCCUGUGGCAGUGCAAAAGGGAAAUGUCUUGGAGAUUGUGCCUUCCGGCGAGGACUUAAUGGAACCGCAGGAGAAUCCACUGCCAGCUGAAGCAGAAGAGCCAAUUGAGGAUAAACCCAAAAGGAAAACCGUGAACUUUGUGGACAAUGUGCUACCCACUUAUGAGAGCGAAAACGAAGAUCGCGGCGUGGUUGCCAUGGUGGUGGAACGGGCAUUGCGCCAAUAUCAGGAGAGGCGGUCGCAAGCCGCCGCCAAGCUGCAGCAGGUUCGCGACGAGCUGCUAGCUCUGCCACCACCACCACCGCCUAUGACGCCCAAGCCAGCCAAUCUAGAGAAGCCCGUUUUGGUGCAGAAGAAGCCCAAGUUCCGGUACUUCCAUUUCGAUUUCAUCAAGGGAGCGAUAGUGAAGUCGCACUCACGAGUGUUACGUUCAGCAAACCGGCCGCCUUUCGAUCCAAAGCACUUUGCCAUGCUGAUGAAGACCGGUCGGUUGCCACCGCUUCCGCCUGGAUUCCUUCGCCACCGCCCGCCAAUUAUUCCCGCUCAUGUGGACCCUGCCACGCGGUCGGCGAUGCUGAAGGAGUUCUUCAGCAAGCAUCCGCCGCCGUCGCUACCGAUGCCCCUGCCUAUUCCGGAUGGGAUGCCCUAUUACCUGAGCGGACCACCGCCGAUGCCAAGUGCCGCUGUACACUCCCCUGUGCCUGUUAGCGAACUGCCUCAGCCCAUUCCCGUGCUGGAUGGAAGUGGUUAUCAGGGCUAUACCCAGCCGGCGAGCAUGGUACCAACGCCGGUUCCGGUUCCCGUUCCUCUACCCGUGCCGCUACCUGUGCCCGUGCCUGUUGAAGCGAACCCUUCGCCACCGCCUGCGAUUAGAGCUCCUUAUUUCACACCGCCACCUCUGCCUGAGCUGCCAGCUCUGCCCGAAUUGCCGUCUCAGUUCGCUGAUAACUCUGUGCCCACCAUGACAGAGAUAAUGCCCGUGGAUAUCCUACAGAAACUGGGUCCGCUGCCAAAAACUUUAGAUGUAGACGACGGAGGUGGAACAGGCAGUCCUGAGGAAGAAAACUGCGAUCUCAAGGAGACCGAAGCGGAGUCAGUCGAACAGCCAGUGGUGGACGUUAAGCCGCAGCUCCUUGUGGAGUCCCAGUAGCGCAGAUCCGUCUCCUCUUAGUUUGAUUUAUUAGCCAAUAGUCUUUUUUAGAUAAUUCUCUUUAAUUAUAAACAAUCCACAUGUUUACAUGAAACUCCUCUAAAAUUAAGCUCAAGUUUACUUUUUAAAGUUUUGUUUUUAAUUUUUUUAUUUUGACCAUAAGCAAAACGCAUUUAUCGAUUAAAAGUCUUGUUAGGUUUAUUCAGCUAUAAGUUUGUAUGUCACUAAUAUAUAAUUCGACUUGGACUCAAGUCCAAUGAUUUCUAUAAGAAAAUAAAAAUGUAAAUAGUUCAAGCAGCUUAUGAAUUAUUCAUGGAUUACCAUUCGGCUUUACACAACAUUGCAAUCAUGUAUGAGUCAUCUAUUAUAACGAAAUGUUUUUCGAAUAUUGUAAUAUUAAAAUUUUUAAAUUCGAUUGUAUGUGGUUUUUGUAAAGUGAGGUUUUAAAACUACGGGCAUUGUGUGAAUGUUUCUCGUACAAAAUACAGACAUGAAAUACAAAAACUUAA
Molecule: messenger RNA, 6624 nt
Organism: Drosophila ficusphila
Lineage: Eukaryota; Metazoa; Arthropoda; Insecta; Diptera; Drosophilidae
Gene: l(3)psg2
Product: serine/arginine repetitive matrix protein 2
Source: RefSeq, a predicted model, not a curated record